This is a messenger RNA of Cavia porcellus (domestic guinea pig), 3785 nucleotides long. RefSeq names its product MORC family CW-type zinc finger 1 (gene Morc1). The transcript is spliced from 25 exons. Gene Ontology annotation, molecular function: zinc ion binding. The record is from RefSeq and is a predicted model, not a curated record. Gene Ontology annotation, cellular component: nucleus. Bases 1 to 2904 code for a protein of 967 amino acids. Lineage: Eukaryota; Metazoa; Chordata; Mammalia; Rodentia; Caviidae.
AUGAAGCUCUCUUGUUUCUGCUGCCUGUUUAAUAAGCAUAGAAAGAAACAUGCAUCCUGGGUUUUCCCUUCUGCUGCCGUAAGGCUGCUGACUGAGGUGUUUACAUCAGGAAAGGAAACCCCAAGUGCGGAAUCCUGCAGGCAGCCGCUCUGCUCUCACCGCAGAAGGCAUUCGGCUUUCAGGGCGUUGCAGGCAGUGAAGGUGUCUACAGAAUUCCAUCACCAAGAGCCUGUCGUGGGCACAACUCACGGUUUCCUUUUUGGAGCCCUUGCUGAAUUGCUGGACAACGCAAGAGACGCAGGGGCUACAAGAAUUGAUGUGUUUUCAGUGGAUAAUGAAAAACUGCAGGGUGGAUUCCUGUUGUGCUUCCUGGAUGAUGGAUGUGGCCUGAGCCCUGAGGAAGCUUCACACAUAAUUAACUUCGGAACACACAAGAAACACUUGCCCACCUCGAAGUUCAUUGGGCAAUAUGGCAAUGGUCUUAAAAGUGGGUCCAUGAGAAUUGGAAAAGAUUUUAUUCUUUUUACGAAGAAGGAAGAAACAAUGACCUGCGUGCUUUUUUCUCAGACGUUCUGUGAAGAAGAAAGUCUGAGUGAGGUUGUAGUUCCAAUGCCUUCAUGGUUAACAAGAACCAAAGAAUCUAUCAGAGAUGAUCCCCAAAAAUUCUCAACAGAACUGUCCAUAAUUUAUAAACAUUCUCCAUUUCAAAACGAAGCCGAAUUGAUGCAGCAGUUUGGUGUGAUCUAUGGAACGUGCGGUACUUUGCUGGUUAUUUAUAACUUGAAGCUUCUACUUAGUGGAGAACCAGAGUUGGAUGUUAAAACUGACAAGGAAGAUAUUCUGAUGGCUGGGGCUCUUGAAGGUUUUACAGAGACGUGGUCCUUUAGAGCGUACACAUCUGUCCUGUAUUUUGACCCUUCUAUGAAAAUAUUCAUUCAAGCCAAAAAAGUUCAAACAAAACACCUGUGCUAUUGCCUCUACAGACCUAGAAAGUAUUUGCAUGCUGCAUCUUCUUUUAAAGGAACACUUAAAAACGAAGUUAAAAAGGCACAGGAAGCAGUGAAGACUGCUGAACUCAUACUGAAAGAAGCCCAAAUCAAAGUGAAUCAGCCUGGCAGAACCGCCUCCUCCUCUGCCCAGGAUAUAUUAGAGAGAGCUUUGGAAGAUGUAGAAGCAAAGCAUAAGACUCUUAAGGAGAAACAAAGAGAAUUAAAAAAAGCAAAAACACUCUCGCUGAUCUUCGGAGUGAACAUAGAAAAUCCAAGCCAAGAUGGAAUGUUCCUUUACAGUAACAACCGUUUGAUCAAAAUGCAUGAGAAAGUGGGCCCACAGCUGAAGUGGAAGUCCUUACUUGGGACAGGUGUGGUUGGAAUUGCUAACAUACCCUUGGAGAUCAUGGAACCAUCCCAUAAUAAACAAGAAUUUCUCAACACCCAAGAGUAUAAUCAUCUACUGAGAGUCAUGGGACAGUACGUGGUCCAGUACUGCAAGGACACUGGGAUCAGUAAUAGAAAUCUAACAUUAUUUUGGAAUGAGUUUGGGUACCAGAAUAAUAAGGAUGUGGAGAAAUCUUUAGAUUCUAUUCCAUACCAGCGAAGACAAGCCAUGGAUAUCCCACUCAUCAGACAGUGUGAUCUCUGCCUUAAAUGGAGAGUUUUGCCUUCCUCUACUAAUUAUCAGAAAAAAGAAUUUCUCGACACUUGGAUUUGUGCUGAUAAUCCUAACCGCUUGGAUAACAGCUGUCAUGGUAUCGAACGUCUACCUAACAUCCCUCUGGGCACCUUGAACACAGUAUCACUAUCAAGAAGUGAGAAAGAGAAGCAACUUAGAGAGUCGAUCCAGAGGUAUCAAAAUAAACUUUUGGAACAGCAGGCACAGGUGAGCUCAUUACAAAUAACCCAGCUCCCAAACAAUAAAACAUACUUUUCAUUCUUUAAGGAAUAUUCCAAAACUCAAAAAAUCGGGCCUCCUUCAGAUGAUAAUUUAAGGCAUGAAUCGCUUUCAUCCUCUGAGCUUUCACUUGACCAAAGAAGCCAGAAAAGAAACACAGACGGAGCAGAUUCUGAUAUAGAGUUUGUUUCAGAGACUAAAGUUACAAAGAAAUCUACGCAGAAGAAAUUGAAAUCCUGUGAACAGAGACCUGCAGCAACUCUGCCAAGAAACAUCAAACCAGCUGAGAUAGCCCAGGUUUUGGAUAAAAACGAUGCUGAUGUCUCAUUAGAGAAAGAGAAAAAGGACGCGCCUCUCAUAAACAAAGAAAAACAAAAGCUGUGCAGUGUUACUGCAGCAACAAAAAGAAACUCUUCAUCACCUAACCUCCGAAGCUUGCCCAGUGAGCCUAUGGAAGAGUUCAGUAUCAGUUCUGGACACGAAGCGAGGGACUCUGCGAGUGGCUGCAGUAAAAAUGCUCCUUUGCCGACAACAUCUUCUCAAAACACAUCGGUCAAGGAAACCGUGAGAAAACUGGUAUCUAUUUUAAGGGAGAUUCUUCUGUAUUUUGCCCCUAAGGAUCUGCCGUCAUCAGAAUUUAACUGCACAACUGUGGAAGAAUUGAUAGCAAAUAUUGAGCAGACGCAAUCUCCAGAGCAGACAAACCAAAAGCUGAAACUUUGUUUCAACCAGAUCCAGAGUGUUUAUAUGGUUCAGUAUGAAAAAAACAUGAAGAAGAAAAUACAAUCCAUUAUCUAUGAUGGCAGUAGAAGAGCAAUACUUAAUGAAGUCUCUCUGUUGCAUUGUGAACAAAAAAGAAAACUUACUGAAGAUAAACUGAACAAUCUUCAUGCAAAAAUGGCAGCAUUGCUGCAGAAACUGGGCUGCCCCGCAGGAGACCCGGAGCAGAUGGAUGCCUACUUAGAAGGGCUGCUUGAAGGCCACACACUCCUUUUCCAAAAUACUGAGCAGUGACCACAGAGGCGGGCCACACCCUCCCUGUAGAGAACAAGGGCAGAACGUCUAAAAUUAAACCUUAGGGAAGCUGUUCUCUUUUUAAAAAUGCUAAUCCGAACAUCAGAAGAUUUUUCUCAAAAUCCUUUCGUCAUUGCUAUUGUAAAAUUUGCCAGGUUAAUUCUAAAAAAAAAAAAAAUGUACACUUUAGGUAUGGUGACUGAUUGAAAAUUUACAAUUUAUUUUCUAACUAUUCUAAAAGUUUCCAUAAUUAUUUUCUUGCUUCUAUUUCUGUUCUCUCAGAAAUAAUUUCUCAAAUUUUCUAAUUUGUGUGUGUGUUACUAAGAAAAAUGCAAAUGUCAUUUUAGUUUAAAUUUUGCUUUAACUUAAAUAAUUUUUAAAACUUGAAGAUAGUGCUUUUCAAAAUCAAUAUAUAAAGAACUAGAAAAUCAGCUCCUUUUGUUGAAAAGGAAAACAGUAUGUCCUUGCUUUACUAUAGUUUUAUACUCAACAAAACAGAAAAUGUAAGGACCUGGGUAUAAUUCCAGCACAGAAACAGUGCCUCAGUCUAGCCCAUCCUGGGUUACGAAGUGAGUUCAAGGCUAACCUAGACGACAUAGUGAGAGCCUAUCUAAAAGCAAGAAAAAGAAAGAAAAUACUAAUCCUUCAAAAACUUUGUGAUAUAGCUGAUACGUUAAUUUUAUUGUUAAAGAAAAACCUCUUAAACAUAAUACAUAUUUAUAACUAUAUUUUAAUAUUUAUACAUGUGUGAGAAAUCACUUUAUAUUUACCUGAAUAACUGAUUGUUUUCUUUGGAAAUGUUUGCAACCUUGAACUAAAACAGUAAAACAUUUAAUAAUGAGUGAAUUGUAUAAUUUUGUGAUAUGUAGAUGUUUAAUAAA